Molecule: messenger RNA, 3139 nt
Organism: Dicentrarchus labrax (European seabass)
Lineage: Eukaryota; Metazoa; Chordata; Actinopteri; Moronidae
Gene: slc2a8
Product: solute carrier family 2 member 8
Exons: 11
Coding region: 178-1683 (501 amino acids)
Biological process (GO): transmembrane transport
Cellular component (GO): membrane
Molecular function (GO): transmembrane transporter activity
Source: RefSeq, a predicted model, not a curated record
UUUUGAAAACGGGAAAUGACAGGCAGUCCCUGUGAUCAGCUGACUGAAAUGUUGACAAAGCAAGUUGGCCGGCGGUGAAGGAAGCAAAAUCCUCGCCGACAGCUUCGGCGAUGAAUUAACUGGUAAAAGGUGAACAAGAAAAGAGGGCAAACACCAGGAAACCUUGCUGCUGUCAGUAUGGACAUCCAGAACGAGAGGAGAAGGCUGCUGGAUGCGGAGGGUGGAGAUGAGGAUCCUACAGGGCUCAUGUCUGAGCAGGAUGCUUACCUGAGUAAAGUGAAGAACAAGAAUUUGUACCUGGCAACGUUUGCGUCUGUUCUGGGUCCCAUGAGUUUCGGGUUCGUGUUGGGAUACAGCUCUCCCGCCAUUCCCGAACUAACCAAGAUUGCUGACCCUCGGCUGCGGCUGGACGAUAACCAGGCCUCCUGGUUUGGGUCCAUAGUGACAGUGGGAGCAGCGGCCGGCGGCCUGCUGGGCGGUUGGAUGGUGGGGAAGAUCGGCAGGAAGCUCAGUCUGAUGUUCUGCUCGCUGCCGUUCGUCUUUGGCUUUACCAUUAUCAUCGCAGCACAGAACGUGUGGAUGCUGUACAUCGGCAGAGUCCUCACCGGCCUCGCCAGCGGGGUCACGUCACUGGUCGUCCCGCUCUAUAUCUCUGAGAUGGCACACGAGCGGGUACGUGGGACAUUAGGCUCCUGUGUGCAACUCAUGGUGGUGCUAGGCAUCAUGGGAGUGUAUCUCGCAGGUCUUUUCCUGGACUGGCGCUGGCUGGCAAUCUGCAGCUCCAUCCCGCCUACACUGCUGAUGGUCAGUAUGUGCUUCAUGCCAGAGACGCCCCGCUUCCUGCUGUCACAGGGCAAGAGGCGGGAGGCUGAGGAGGCUCUACGCUUUCUGCGUGGACCGGACGCCCCUGUCGAAUGGGAGUGCGCCCGCAUCGAGGACGCCUGUGAUCAGCAGGGCUCCAGUUUCCAUAUGUCAGACCUGAAAGACCCUGGUGUCUACAAGCCUCUGGUGAUCGGCGUCAUGCUGAUGUUAUUUCAGCAGAUGACGGGGAUCAAUGCAAUCAUGUUCUACGCUGAGAGCAUAUUUGAACAGGCACAUUUUAAGGAGAGUGACCUGGCCUCAGUGAUCGUGGGUCUGAUUCAGGUCGUCUUUACAGGAGUGGCAGCGCUGAUCAUGGACAAAGCUGGAAGGAAAGCUCUUCUCGUUAUCUCAGGUGUUGCCAUGGCAAUCAGCACCACAGCGUUCGGGGUUUACUUCUACCUGAUGUCCAAACUUCACAGCACCACGUCGCUGAGCCUCUUGAUGCUGGACAUCAAGAGCAAAGCUGGCGAAGAACCCCAUGCUGACCUGGCCUGGCUGGCCCUGGCCAGCAUGGCGGUCUUCAUCACUGGUUUUGCGCUUGGUUGGGGCCCGAUCCCAUGGCUGGUCAUGUCAGAGAUUUUCCCAGCCAAAGUGAGGGGGGUUGCCAGCGCUGUCUGUGUCCUCACCAACUGGACCAUGGCGUUCAUCGUCACUAAAACCUUUCAAGACAUGAUGACUAUUCUAACCAGCGCUGGAACCUUCUGGCUCUUCGCCUGUAUGUGCAUCCUCAACGUCAUCUUCACCAUCGCCUUCAUCCCAGAAACCAAGGGCAAGACACUUGAGCAGAUCGAAGCCACUUUCAGAGGGACAUCAGGUCCAUGAAGCUCCCCCCUUCUGCUAAGAAAUUACUUGUCAACUGACACUGUGUGGGCAUUUUACAAAACUUUGCUAUACCUAUAAAGCUAUGAAGCUUGAUUGAAAACUUUCUUAUCACACACUAAUACAACAGCACUGUAAUAACUCUGGCCUUAAUGAAGGUUACAAUGUUCAAUUUUUUUGUUCAGACUGUUUCAGGGAGGUGCUGAUUCAAUUGUGAUCAUUUUGGAGGAUGCAAGUUAAGGUGCUGCUGAACUGAGAGGUGUUUCUAAUAUUUGUCCAUCCCAUAUAUAUAUCAAUGAGGUCUGACUAAACUGGUGACUGGUUGUAAAUCAUCUGUUUCUGCAGGAACUCUGACCUCCAACAUUAAAGAAUUUGAUAAUCAGGCCAUUAAAUACAGUUUUCCGCAUGUGAAAUCCUUUAAAUAUGUUCUUGUGCUGAGAAAAAACAUCUCUAACAGGAACAAAAUACUCUUUUAAACACUGUGUUGUAGAGUGACUCCCAGUGAGCAGAUUCAGUGCAGGUUUAGUGUUUAGUUAGUUUGACUGGAUGGGACACUUGAGACUGGUGGAGAGGAGCUGGCAUCCUCAGUGUGCUGCUACCUCUAGCAAGACAACUCUACACUGCCCCCUGCAGGUCUCACUGCUGUAGCUCUCCUCUAAGUCUGAUCUCUGAUCAGCAAAGUUUUUCUGCACAGGUUUAAAAUUUCCUUUUCUUGGCAGUUUGACAGUUACCCAGCUUUAUAGAAAGCUAUAAAACUGAAAAUCAUGUACAUAGUUCUAUAACACUGGGGUCUUGGAUUCUCUACUGUGAAGUAUCAAAUGUAUACUCCACCCCAAAUUGUUCCUUUGAGUGUCAAAGAUGUUUUUUUAAAGAGAAAAGAGGCUGUGGUAAGCUUGAAUUAAUAUCAGGUAUCCAUAGUUGCUUCUGAAGCCACUGCUGCAGCAUAUUUCUAUUGUUCACAGAUGUUCCAUUUUUAAACCAGUUAUGGUUUAAAACACAGGAUCUGUCUUAAUCCUCACGUUCGUUAUUUCAGCGGGUUAAACCUUUUCUAUACUAACAAUAUGCUUGAUCAAAGAGAAGAAAUACUCUCUCACAUUAUUUUCCAUUUCACAAAAGCUACAAUGCAAUGCUAUAACAGAGUGUAGGGAACAAAUAGUUUUUAAAACAGUAUUGGUAUUCACUUGAUUCAGUGCCAAUGCAUCAGAAUUAUUUUCUUCUUUUACUAGAUAAGAAUAAUGUCCGGUGUCCUUGCUCCUUCUACUCGAAACAACUUUGAAGGAAUUUUGCAGAAACUUUAUUGUACUGAUGUUUUGAGAAGUGAGUGUGCUGUUUACACUGACUGUAAAUGUAACUGUGUGUUUUACAUCAUCAGAUAAAUGAAGUAAAACUAAACAGAUUCUGUGAUGCAAAACUAUGAAAAAAUAAAAUUACAAACUGCCAACUGUGAAGUCUCUUACAA